This is a messenger RNA of Humulus lupulus (European hop), 1788 nucleotides long. Its product is annotated as histone-lysine N-methyltransferase ASHR2. Gene Ontology annotation, molecular function: protein binding. The record is from RefSeq and is a predicted model, not a curated record. The transcript is spliced from 2 exons. The coding region runs from base 261 to 1460 and encodes 399 amino acids. Lineage: Eukaryota; Viridiplantae; Streptophyta; Magnoliopsida; Rosales; Cannabaceae.
UGAUAAAUGCCGUUUUCAUUUGUUGCUUAAAUCACUGUGAUAGCGAGCUGAUUAUCAAUAUUUGAAAUUACCAGUACUUAAUGUUUGUUUCUACAAAUACCAUAAUUUAAUUACUUCUCUUGAAAAUACCAAACCCCAAGAAAAUGGCCCAUGUCGUAUUUUUCGUUGAAAUAUUUUGAAGGGGAAGAAGGGGUUUCUGAUUAGCCCAGUAGCAGCCUAGAAGGGUUUUUGGAAUUGGAAGAGAGAAAGCAGCAGCAACCAUGGGAGAAAGAGAAGAAGCUUUGAGGGCAGUGGAGAUCCCUGGCCGGGGAAGAGCACUGGUGGCGUCUCAGCCGCUGAGGGGUGGCCAAAUAGUGCUCAAGGACUCCCCCAUCCUCGUAUACUCUGCUCUACCGCUCAUCCUUGCCUCUCCCUCUUCCUCUUCCUACUGCGCUCACUGCUUCAGAACCUUGCCAUUGCCAUUGCCCUCGGCGCCGCAGCCACUGCCAACAUGCCCCAACUGCUGCUCAGAACGCUUCUGCAACCAUAACUGUCUCUCCGCAGCCUCCACCUCCACUCACUCUCCUUGGCUAUGCCAAUCACUGCUCCGUCUCCGCCACCACUCUUCCUCACUCUCCCCGGAGCAGCAACUCCAAGCUCGUUUCCUCCUGGCCGCUCACAACCUUGCCAACCUCUCCUCGCCCCACUUCCAAAUUCUGCUCUCUCUUCAGGGUCAGUCCGAGCCUGACUCUACCGCCGCUGCCCAAUUCAUUUACUCCCUCAUCUCAUCAGUCUGUCUUCCUCCGGCGUCGGGUUGGUUCUCGUUGGAGCUCUCGGCGGCGUUGCUGGCCAAAGACAAGCUCAACGCAUUCGGAUUGAUGGAGCCUUUCUCCGAGAGUGCCCCAAGAUCCGUCAGAGCUUACGGCAUCUACCCCAAAGCCUCUCUCUUCAACCACGACUGCCUUCCCAACGCGUGCAGGUUUGACUACGUCGACUUCCCUUCAGGUGAGAACAACAACAUUGAUAUCAUCGUCAGAAUGAUCCACGAUGUUCCCCAGGGACGGGAAGUCUGCUUGAGUUAUUUUCCCGUGAACGAGAAUUAUCCCAGCAGGCAGAAAAGGCUGAGGGAGGACUACGGCUUCGCUUGUGACUGUGACCGCUGCAAGGUCGAAGCCCAGUGGUCCGACCAUGAGGGAGAGGAAGAGCAGGAUCACGGGGAAGAGGAGGAGGAAGAGGAAGAGCUUAUGGAUGAAGACAUUGAUCAAACCAUGGGUUCUUCUGCAGAGCCUGAGGGUGAGUCUGAGUUUGACUUCCCCCACGCCUAUUUCUUUGUGAGAUACAUGUGUGAUCGAAACAACUGCUGGGGCACGCUCGCACCUCCACCACCCUCCGCUGCCAAUUCUAAAUCUAAUGUUAUGGAGUGUAAUGUCUGCGGCAAUCUAAAAAAUGAUGACCAACAACUAUCCAUGGAUGAUGCUUGACUGCUGCCCGUUGUUCUUUGAUGAAUGCCUUUUUGUCAUGUUUGAAAAGAUCAGGGUCGUUCACUUAUCACGUGUUGACUCGUUCUGGUAGUGUCUUUCUCCUAUCCUAUGUCUUUGGUUAGUUGUUCUAGUUGAUCGAACUCUUUAUUAAGGAGAGGACUGGAAACCAAGAGAGUAGAUGAUACAUGUUAGAUGGCAUAUGACUAAUAUGGUAAUAUAUGGUUAUGGUGUUCCCAUCAUUCAUUUGUACCAUAUUGGUUCAAUUUUGUUUAAUGAACAUUUGUGGAGAGCACAUUGGCCAAAUACAAGUUGUUUGUUAUUUGGAUUA